AUAAAGUUAGGUAUUUGCUAAAGCUACUAUAGUUAACUAGCUGGCUGCUUUAUUGUGUUCGGCAAACUGGGGGGGUUGGGAAGUACAGUAAUUUACUGGAAUGUAUUUAGCUGGAUGUUACGUAGUGAGGGUAGCUUUAGCCUGCCUUAACAUCUAAAUCAUCUAGCUAGUUAGGUACUUAAUUUAGUUUUAUUUAACUAGCUAGCUAGGUAACGUUAACUCAUUAGCCCAAAAUUGUUUUGCCUGCUAAUCGUAUUAAUCCAGUUAGCUAGAUAAAGGCAUUUUAAUUUAGAGCUAAUGUUAGUUGCGAUGUUUUCUGGUCUGUAUAGCGAUGCAUAUUGGCUUCAGCUGUUUUAGGAAAUUAAUUUAGCUAGAUAAAUUAGUUGAAGUUCAAAGCGUAGUAAAUAAAGCUAAUGUUUCCAGUAACAAACAGCUAACGUUACUUAAAAAUGUUCCUACUACAGGGGCUUUAAUCUGAUCAAGAUCCAGUCAGUGAGUGUUUGUUACCAAAACUAAACACACACUGCGUGUACAACAAAUUAGGAACACCUGCACUUACCAUGACAUAGACUGACCAACGCUGUGUCACCUGUUAAAUCCACUUCAAACAGAGUACACGAAGGGAAGGACACAGGUUAAAUAAGGAUUUUUAAGGCUUGAGGCAUGGAUUGUGUAUAUGUGCCAUUCAGAGGGUGAAUUGGCAAGACAAAAUAUUUAAGUGCAUUUGAACCAGUGUUUGUGAUGUCAACAUGGAGAGAGAUGACAAUCAAGAAAAGGGAGAGAUGGAGGAGAUAAAGAGUUGUGAGAAUCCAUCCUCUGACUGCACACUGUCAACUGGUUCUGCUGAUCUCACUCCUGCUCUGCCCUCUGAAAAUCACACAGUUCCUGAGCCUGCUGGGCCAGUGGGAGGAGACAACAACACCAAUGUGACUUUAGAGGAGCCUAAGAAUCCACCUCCAUCAGAUACUAUGGGUGAGGAGGGGACCCAGGAACUAGAACCGGCCCCUGACCAGGAACUAGAACCGGCCCCUGACCAGGAACUAGAACCGGCCCCUGACCAGGUAAAAGACGAAGAGACUGAUGAGUGCAAUAAGACAGAAUAUCAGAACAGUUCAGGUGGUCAACCAGAGACUGUGCCAGAAGAGGCUUCAUCUUCAGCUGAAAAUGUGCAGUACGACUCAGGGGAGUUUGUGGUCACUAUGUUGGCCAGAGGUAAACUGGAGGAACAAGGUAUGGGAGUGAAGGCUGGCGCCCCAGAGGCCCCCCCAUCCCACCGUGAUGAAGAUGUGAUGGCUGAGAGCUGGAGGCAGCACAGGAAGCAUGUGUUUGUCCUGAGUGAGGCAGGGAAACCAAUCUACUCCCGCUACGGCAGUGAAGAGGCCCUGUCGUCCACCAUGGGAGUCAUGAUGGCACUGGUGUCCUUUGUCCAGAGUAGUGACAACAUGAUCCGCUCUGUCUACUCAGACGGGCACAUGGUGGUGUUCAUGCAGAAGGGUCCUUUGGUGCUGGUGUCUGUGUCAAGCAGCCGUCAGUCAGAGCAGCAGCUGCGUGCUGAGCUGCUGUACGUCUACUACCAGAUCAUCAGCAUGCUCACUCAGGCCAGCAUCACACGCAUCUUCCAACACAAGAAGAACUAUGACCUGCGGCGACUGCUGGCCGGCUCCGAGAAGAUCCUGGAUGGCCUCCUCAACCUGGUGGACUCGGACCCCAGCUUCCUGCUGGCAGCGGUGCACUGCCUGCCCCUGACAUCCUCUCUCAGGGACUCCCUCAGCCAGAUUCUACAGAAGGCCAUCACCCCAAACCUGGUAUUCUCUAUCCUCAUUGCCAAGAACCAGCUGCUCACGAUUGUCCAGGAGAAGACGGUGAUUGAGGACACCAGGCUGGAGCCUACUGACGUCCACCUGCUGCUCAACCUCAUUGGGGCCUCCUCUGCCUUCCAGGCUGGAGAGAUCUGGACUCCCAUCUGCCUGCCUCUCUUUAACCCUGACUGUUACUUCUAUGCCUACAUCUCCUACCUGGACCCCCCAGAAUGCACUGUGUGUCUGCUGCUGCUCUCCACAGAUAAGGAGGCCUUUUAUGCGGUGGCAGAGUGUAAGAGGAGGAUAGAGGUGGCCAUGCUGGCUCAGAGCUCCCUGAGGCUCAUUGCCAAGGCCCACUCCUACAGCGUGAGCCAGGUGGGUGUCUCAGACCUCAGGCACUUCAUGUACAAGCCCUUUGAUGUCCCAGACAACCACAAGCAGCUCACCCAGUUCACCAGCCCAGAGAUGGAGGCUCCCUACAGCACGGAGGAGGAAAGGAUGCGGCUGCUGGACCUGUAUCGUUACAUGCACGGUCGCAUCCACAGCUCCUCCCGGCCCCUCAAGCUCAUCUACCACGUGGCAGAGAGGGAAACCCUGCUGGCCUGGGUCACAAGUAAAUUUGAGUUGUACACUUGCUUCAGCCCCUUGGUGACUAAGGCCCGUGCCAUUAACGCAAUAACCAAGCUUCUACGUUGGAUCAAGAAGGAGGAGGACCGUCUCUUUAUUCGAUACCCACCCAAGUAUUCAACCACCCCCAACCCCAGCAAAAGCUCCCGCAAGUCUGACCAGCAGGAUUCCACAGAUAAUGGCUUUGCGUCUCUACUAUAGAGCUGGCUAGCCCUGGCUAUUCCUCUCUGUCAACAUAGUUUAUACACUGGUUCUACUAGAAGAGGUGUUUGGCACUGACCACAUCUUACAUCUUUAUGGACUUCAUUGAACUUUGACCACUGGACUAUUGAAGGAUGACUUGCCUUCUUGAAACUGACUCGUAUUAUUUCUGUACCUUUAUAAGAAAGCAUGUUCAGUGUUAGUGCUUUUAGGUUACAACUUGGUCAGGAAAACUGUAAGGAGAAAGCAAACAUUUUAAAAUUGGCUAGUGGUGGAACUUUCAAUAAUAUCGAAUUGUUUUUAUAUUGUUUUAUUCUAUUGUGACAAAGGUGAGAACUCUUCUCGAAGGCAUAAUAUCUGACUCAUUACAUACAACUAUUGCAAUUCAAGCUUUUGUGGUCGUUGACACUGUAGCACAUUACAAAAAUGAAAGGAAGGACUACCUAGAACUACUCCUAAAUUUCUUUUCAACUGCCUUGCCAUCAUACUUAUUGCUAGAAACCUUAAUGUUGACCGGAUGACAAAUAGGAAAUUAAUAUAAAAAAGUUUGGUUAUUGGUGGGAUGAACAGAAAAUGUAAAUGUAUCAAAGUCUUAUUUUGAAAUCACAUCCUCUAGACAACUGGAAUUGGAAGGAUUACCACUCUUGUAUGUGUCUGGAUAGUCCAUGACAUGACCUCUACAUGUUCAUUGUUCUCAGUUGAUACAAUUGUUUGACUGGCAUGUUGUCUUUGCAAUUUAGAUUAAAUAGUGUCGGUGUUCAUACUUUAAUUAUGCUCUGGUAAUAAACAUUCAGUUACAUUUUC
Molecule: messenger RNA, 3431 nt
Organism: Salvelinus fontinalis (brook trout)
Lineage: Eukaryota; Metazoa; Chordata; Actinopteri; Salmoniformes; Salmonidae
Product: vacuolar fusion protein MON1 homolog B-like
Exons: 6
Coding region: 750-2627 (625 amino acids)
Biological process (GO): vesicle-mediated transport; protein targeting to vacuole
Source: RefSeq, a predicted model, not a curated record